Lactuca virosa is the source of this 1011-nucleotide messenger RNA. The record is from the annotation of a GenBank genome assembly. Lineage: Eukaryota; Viridiplantae; Streptophyta; Magnoliopsida; Asterales; Asteraceae.
AUGUUUUGGAGUUUUUUACGAGAUCAUCGUGGUUCUUUGAAAAACUUAUUUACCAGGUCUCCGAUUCCUUCACGCGUUGCAUCGUUUGUCGUUUCCUCGUACUUCCUUCUCCUUCAACGUGCUGCCAUCGCAAAAAACGCUAUACUGCCUCACUGCUAUCGUCGGAAAAGGCAACCCCCCCGCCCCCCUCCCCCCUCAUCGCUGGAAACGGCUUCAACCCCACUUCUAUCGCCGGAAUUUCCUACAGUCGCCCUACUUCGGGAUGACUAUGUCAAAGAGUGUGACCAAAAGCCAGAAUUAUGUGGAGUUUGCAAGUCAUGGAGGUCAGUUGCACUCUCCAACAAAACCAGGUUUAUGGCAUCCAGACCACCCAUGCCCAUAUGGAUCUUUGAGCAGGCUAUGGAGAAAGAGUACUCUGCAGAGGACUUUGAUGGAAGACAGGUCAAAAUGCACAUUCCCAAAUCUGGUGGCAAGACCUGUGUUGGAUUAACUUGUGGUUAUUUGGUCAUGUUUGGGAGAAAGCCCCUUGAGUUUUGGCUUAUGAAUCCUAUCACAAGGCACGGACUUCGUUUCCCCAAAGUCCCCAGUUAUUUUGAUCCCGAUCCAGAAGAAGUCAGGACUAUUCUAGUCUUCUCACCUUCAAUAGCUGCAUGGGUGUUUGUGGUCUUAUGCAGAUACACCUCCAAAAUAUGGUUUUCAAUAGCGGGUAAAAGAGAAUGGGAUUAUGUCUCCUCCACUUCGGACAUCAUUGAUUUACUUGAUUUCAACGGGAAGAUAUAUGCAAUAGACGAUGAUUCUUGUUUAUAUGGACUGAGACUCGAUCCAAAGCCCAAACUGAUGUUACUUAAAACCAAGAAUAUUCUGGAGUCAGACUCGGAUUUUCUGCAGUUGGUAAGUUCCGGUGAAAACAUUUAUGCUGUGGAAUGCUUGUCCUUCGACAACCAGGUUCAUAAACUAGAUCUUGAUGAAAUGUUAUGGGUGUCUCCAGAAGAAAAGACACUGGACGAAUAA